Molecule: messenger RNA, 6225 nt
Organism: Peromyscus maniculatus bairdii (prairie deer mouse)
Lineage: Eukaryota; Metazoa; Chordata; Mammalia; Rodentia; Cricetidae
Gene: Slc6a17
Product: solute carrier family 6 member 17
Biological process (GO): alanine transport; L-leucine transport; sodium ion transmembrane transport
Cellular component (GO): synaptic vesicle; plasma membrane
Source: RefSeq, a predicted model, not a curated record
AACAGUGCGCGCCGCGCUCCGCCCAGCUCCGUUCCGCUCCGCAGAGCCAGUGCGGACAGGGCGCGGGGAGGGCGGCAGUCGGCCGGGGCCUUCGCAACCACGCGCUCCCUCCGCUGCGGGACCUGGGCCCCGGGGUGGCUCCCUAGAGCCCCGAGAGGGCGAAGGGCGGGAGCAGGGUUGGGACUGACGGCGAGGGAGGGAACGAGAAGCCAGCUGAGCCGCGUGCGCCGGCGCGCGCAGCUCCGGGUCCCCCAGCCCGGGCCCGGGCCCGUCGCCGCUUGACUCCAGUUGCCCUCGGGAAGGACGGUGCACCUACGAUCCGUCGGGGACCACGGCCACUCGGCGGUAGUCCAGGGACCGAGUCCACGCGACGGCCCACGCGGGACAGGCCUUUGGAUGAGAGAGAGCUGACAGAAGCCGAACCCCACCUUCUCUGCGUGCUGGGGAACAGGGCUACACAGCCCCAGUGGCACCCAUGCCGAAGAACAGCAAGGUGACCCAGCGUGAACACAGCAAUGAGCAUGUCACCGAGUCCGUGGCUGAUUUGCUGGCCCUCGAGGAGCCUGUGGACUAUAAGCAGAGUGUACUGAAUGUGGCGGGAGAGACAGGUGGCAGGCAGAAGGCGGCGGAGGAGGAGCUGGACGCGGAGGACCGGCCAGCCUGGAAUAGUAAGCUGCAGUACAUCCUGGCCCAGAUCGGCUUUUCUGUGGGCCUGGGCAACAUCUGGAGGUUCCCCUACCUGUGCCAGAAAAAUGGAGGAGGUGCCUACCUGGUGCCCUACCUGGUGCUGCUGAUCAUUAUUGGCAUCCCCCUCUUCUUUCUGGAGCUGGCUGUGGGCCAGAGGAUCCGCCGUGGCAGCAUCGGCGUGUGGCAUUACGUGUGCCCCCGCCUGGGGGGCAUCGGCUUUUCCAGCUGUAUUGUCUGCCUCUUCGUCGGGCUGUACUACAAUGUGAUCAUUGGGUGGAGUGUCUUCUACUUCUUCAAGUCUUUCCAGUACCCCCUGCCCUGGAGCGAAUGUCCUGUCAUUAGGAAUGGGACUACAGCAGUGGUGGAACCUGAGUGUGAGAAGAGCUCAGCCACUACCUACUUCUGGUACCGAGAGGCCUUGGACAUCUCCAACUCCAUCUCAGAGAGUGGAGGCCUCAACUGGAAGAUGACACUCUGCCUCCUCGUGGCCUGGAGCAUCGUGGGCAUGGCAGUAGUCAAGGGCAUCCAGUCCUCUGGAAAGGUCAUGUAUUUCAGCUCCCUCUUCCCCUACGUGGUGUUGGCCUGCUUCCUGGUUCGGGGGCUGCUGCUGCGAGGGGCGGUUGAUGGCAUCCUGCACAUGUUCACUCCUAAGCUGGACAAGAUGCUGGACCCCCAGGUGUGGCGGGAGGCAGCCACACAGGUCUUCUUCGCCCUGGGGCUGGGCUUCGGAGGUGUCAUCGCCUUUUCCAGCUACAACAAGCAGGACAAUAACUGCCACUUCGAUGCUGCCCUGGUGUCCUUCAUCAACUUCUUCACCUCGGUGCUGGCCACCCUCGUGGUGUUUGCUGUGCUGGGCUUCAAGGCCAACAUCAUGAAUGAGAAAUGUGUGGUCGAGAAUGCUGAGAAAAUCCUAGGGUACCUCAACUCCAACGUCUUGAGCCGGGACCUCAUCCCACCCCAUGUCAACUUCUCACACCUGACCACCAAGGACUACUCGGAGAUGUACAACGUCAUCAUGACGGUUAAGGAAAAGCAGUUCUCAGCCCUGGGCCUGGAUCCCUGCCUCCUGGAGGAUGAGCUGGACAAGUCUGUGCAGGGCACAGGCCUGGCCUUCAUCGCCUUCACUGAGGCCAUGACACAUUUCCCGGCCUCCCCCUUCUGGUCUGUCAUGUUCUUCCUGAUGCUCAUCAACCUGGGCCUGGGCAGCAUGAUCGGGACCAUGGCAGGAAUCACCACACCUAUCAUCGACACCUUCAAGGUGCCCAAGGAGAUCUUCACAGUGGGCUGCUGUGUCUUUGCAUUCUUCGUGGGGCUGUUGUUCGUCCAGCGCUCCGGAAACUACUUUGUCACCAUGUUUGAUGACUACUCGGCCACCCUGCCACUCACCGUCAUCGUCAUCCUUGAGAACAUCGCUGUGGCCUGGAUCUAUGGAACCAAGAAGUUCAUGCAGGAGCUAACGGAGAUGCUGGGCUUCCGACCCUACCGCUUCUACUUCUACAUGUGGAAGUUUGUGUCUCCGUUGUUCAUGGCUGUUCUCACCACAGCCAGCAUCAUCCAGCUGGGGGUGUCCCCCCCAGGCUACAGUGCCUGGAUUAAAGAGGAGGCUGCUGAGCGCUACCUGUACUUCCCCAACUGGGCCAUGGCACUGCUGAUCACCCUCAUUGCGGUGGCCACCCUGCCCAUCCCUGUGGUGUUCAUCCUGCGGCACUUCCACCUGCUCUCCGACGGCUCCAACACCCUCUCGGUGUCCUACAAGAAGGGCCGGAUGAUGAAGGACAUCUCCAAUCUGGAGGAGAAUGAUGAGACCCGCUUCAUCCUCAGCAAGGUGCCCAGUGAGGCACCCUCCCCCAUGCCCACCCACCGCUCCUAUCUGGGGCCCGGCAGCACAUCACCCCUGGAGACCAGCGGCAAUCCCAACGGACGCUAUGGAAGUGGCUACCUCCUGGCCAGCACCCCCGAGUCAGAGCUGUGACCACUGCUCCAUCCUGCCUGCCUCCCCUCAAUACCCAACCUGCCCACUUGGCUGGGCCUGGCCUCUUCCUCCCUGGUAGCCACCAGACCCGGGCCAAUCCAAGGAGAGAGGAUCUGCCCUGCCUUGUUCCCCACCCAAGUCCCAGCAGACUCCCUGCCUAUGAGCAGGGGACUGGGGACAAUUCCACCCCCUUUUCCAGGCCUCCACCCCAUGUAACUUUUUGAGAACUGUUGCCAAGUAGCAGCCAUGUAACCACACCAGUCCCAGUAUGGGGGAGCUUCAAGUGGGCACCUUAGGAGUCGCCACCCCCUUCUCCCUGUAAACCUACCACUUGCAGUUCUCAGGUCUUGGGGGGGGGGGUCACUUUGUGCUGCUGGUCAUGGCGGUAGUGGGCAGAGGCUUUGGGGCCGAGGGCGCAGGAGGCAGACUUGAGCCCAGUCUGCUGUAAGAACAGGAUGCAUCAUCCUGUCCAACCCAGCGUGGCUGCUCCUGAGCGGAGACGGCGGAUAGGGACACGUGUGUCAGGACUCAGGCGUUGACUUGGCAGGAGGUGGACGGAAGCCCCUCGAUUCUGUCUCAUGAGAUAGGCGGUACCCUCAGGCUCGGACAGGAACCUUGGCCUUGUGAAAGGAACGACUCUGCAGCCAGCUCACGGGAUCUUCGAAAUGUCUCUGUUUUCCCCUGCCAGGGGCAGAUGGGGUAUGUUCCCGAGUCUGCCUGGGAGCAUGGUGGAGGGGGUCACCUUAACUAGGGGUUAGCCACUUUUCAAUCUCCACUAUCCAGCCUGGAGCCAGGGGCAGUGGUCUUUGCCUCUGUCCCGGAGAGAGAAGGGGCAGUGCAUGGUGAGGUUUCCAGAGCACAAUUUGUAGGUUCCCAGCACAAUCUAGCUUUAGAGCACAAGCGAAACACUCUCUUCCGCUCUCGUCUGGAGCUCGGAUUUCCUCUUUAGUGGCAGCUUCUCCCCUGGAAUGGGGGUUCCUGGAGUUCAGGGCCACGUCACCGGGAACCCUCGUUUCUAGGGAGAGAUGGGUAAUUUCACCGCCCCUUUGGGCUGCCACUCACUCUUCUUGUUGCAAAGCACAGCCACCAGUGUGCACGUCAUCGUCACGUGCACCUUGGAAACCUCCCCCAAACUCCCCUAGCCUGUCCAGAGAAGUGGCACAGGUAAUUCUGGGCAGGAGGCUCCCGGGGUGGGGGUGGGGUGUUAGGAAGGUGUGGGGGCAAAGCAGAGCCUCUGGCCGUAGGCCCCGAAGGAAGAUGCAGCCUCUGGCUGUGUCUCUGACCUCCUUUCAAAGCUCCCCUGGGAGAGGGGCUGUUUCCGAGCAGCCUGUGAGGACUCAGAAGCUGACCUGAGAAUCUGAGUAUCUCCACAGUAUAACCUCAGAGAGAAGGUGUAUGAAUAUAUAUGGCUGGCAGACUGCGAUGGACGGACGGAUGGAUGGGUAGGUGGAUAGAUGUCUCUGCCUUUGAAAGUUCUGGUGGGCAGGAACAGACCUGGGCACCUUUCAGAGUUUCCUGGGUCAUUUUUGUGGCCCUGAGUUCCCUCAGUACGGAGAGCGGCAGACUGGGACCAUGUGCCCACGGUCUGCUCCUAUACCUCCUGGUUACCUCCCUUCCUAGCCUGAGAGGUCCAUCCCCCCAGCCUGCCGGCUCUCUUUCCCCUCAGUUCCUCACACCUUCUCUCCCUUCUGGGUCCCAUCUGUCCUAGUCUUUAAGGUGAGAGGGAGUCCGCAUCUCCCUAAAGAGAUGAGCUUUUGGGUCACAGCAUCCCAUUAUCGGCCCCCUCACCUGACAACACCUCCUACUUGGCCCCAUGCCUAGUCCCAAGCAGAAUUAGAAGACGGGAAAACCAGGCCCCAGCCGAGACGCCACCAUCCAUUCUCCUCUCCACGCUAUUUCUGUUGUACAUUCAAUCUGUACAUGUGGGUGUGAACGCUGUGAAAUGACAAACCCCAUAUUAUACUGUGGCUGGUGGACUAUUUUCAUCCUCAGUGCUGUACAGAUCUAUUUUCAUUGUAUAUUUGAUAUAUUUUUAAUUUUGUAGCAUGGCUGGGCCAAGCCCCAGCCUGUGAGCUUGCAGUGAGUGGGGGGAGGGGGAGCUGAGCCAGGGCUGUUUGCUUAUGCAUUGUGGGCUCUGUAGUGUUUGUUACAGUCUUCUGCAGUAGGCCAGAGCCUGCCCUGGCUCCUCUGCAUCUUUGCUGCGAGUUGGACAUAGGACCCAGCUCUCUCUCUCUCUCUCUCUCUCUCUCUCUCUCUCUCUCUCUCUCUCGUGUGUGUGUGUGUGUGUGUGUGUGUGCUACAUUGGUAGGUGUGAGUGCAUAAGGUGCUGAUCUGUGACGCCCCCCCCCCACUCCCCAGUGUUCACCACUUCUGAAGACCCGGGUCUUUCUCUCAGCUCUCUGGGGGAGGCCUCAGGACAGGUGCUUCUGAGAGACUAGCUGUGGGGAAAGGCAUGUGUUUCCUACAGGUGACUCAUUGUCAUGACACCUUUGGUGGGAAGGAGGGCCUGGGUGGGGAGAAAGCCCCGUGUAUUUUCCAGUCAACCUUCUGUUGCCCACACUGGAGUCACAUGGUCUUCGGCAGACAGUACUGGGUUUCUUGGGGUGGCUGCCUGAGGGAGGCGGCUCUGGGCCCUUCUGUCCUGCAUUUGUCCUUGAGAAACAGUCCUGAGUGCCCAAGAAAACAGCAGCUGCUGCUUAGACCUCUGCUGGUUUCUUGGGAGAGCUGAGGCGGAGCCAGCAGACCAUCGAAGACCCAGCCUCCGCUUCCUUGGAGGAACUGGCAGCGAGGGCCAGGUCUCCAAGACUUGGCCAAGGGUCCCCACUGCCACCAGUUGAUGCUGCCCAUACAGUGCCCACCAGGAGACAAGGGGUUUCAGGGGCUGUGAGUCAGUUGAGUUGGGCAGAGGUACACCUAAGGAUUCCUUGUUUCUGCCUGUCUCCCAGCCCCAGGCACCAGGAGCCCUCAGCCCUCCUCAGGGAGAUAGCAUGAAGCCUGAGGCCCAGUUUGGGUGGCGGGGGAGACAGGAGGCACAGAAGGUAAUGCGGGUGAGCUUGGCUUCUGCCAUCAAGCAAUAAAUCUUCAGGGGCUGCUGCUUUUAAAGUGCCAGGAAACGCCCUCCAGAGGCAGCCUGUGUGAGCCCCGAGUCAGACCCCAUGCAGGCCUGCAGUAUUACAGGCAGGGAUGGCCCUUCUUCCCUUCCUCACCACACCCCUCCCCCAGCCAGCACAGGCCCCACUGUGAAAAGAGGAGAGCGAGAAGAUUGCAAUACACCCGACUGGACUCUGUGCACUGCUGGGUCCCUCCUCUUAGGUCUGGAAUGCCAGGGAGUGGGGAGGAGGGCCCAGGGUCAUUUCUCACGACAAGUCCUGCUUUGUACAGACCUAUCAGGCAAUCCCUUCAGGUCCUGGCACAGGUUCAGAACAGUUUUAAGUCCAUGUGUCCUGGAUUGGUCAGAGCCCUGAGACUGGAUACUCAGCCCAGGAGAAGGGAUGAGUCCUUGUCAUGCCAGGGCCCCUCCUCCAUCUCCCUUACCCUGGUGUACAAUAAAGUGUCUGUUCUUACCA